Messenger RNA from Portunus trituberculatus (swimming crab), 5062 nucleotides. RefSeq names its product probable ATP-dependent RNA helicase DDX46 (gene Prp5). The transcript is spliced from 21 exons. Gene Ontology annotation, cellular component: nucleus. The record is from RefSeq and is a predicted model, not a curated record. Gene Ontology annotation, molecular function: RNA helicase activity; nucleic acid binding; ATP binding. The coding region runs from base 107 to 3421 and encodes 1104 amino acids. Gene Ontology annotation, biological process: mRNA splicing, via spliceosome. NCBI's taxonomy places the organism in Eukaryota, Metazoa, Arthropoda, Malacostraca, Decapoda, Portunidae.
CUACAGGCGUGAGAUGCGGUAGCGGUGACCACGGCGGUGGCAUCAGCGGGCGUAUUUCUCAUCACAUCGGCACCACACAGGCGGGGAGGCGAAACCUAGCUGCACCAUGACGCGGGACAGCAGACGCAGGCGGUCCCGGUCCCGCUCCAGGAGCCCCGACCGGCGACGCUCCAGAGACAGAGAUCGUGAUCGAGGCAGGUCACGACGGUCCCGAUCGAGAGACCGUGACCGUGACCGUGACCGCCACAGAUCACGCAGUAGAGACCGAAGGAGAUCAAGGUCUCGGGACAGGCGGUCUAGGUCAAGGUCCCGGGACAGAGAUCGGGACAGGGACAGAAAGAGGAGUAGGAGCAGGUCCAGGGACAGGGACAGGGACAGGGACAGGGACAGGAAGAGGAGCAGAAGCAGAUCCAGGGAAAGGGAUAGGAAGAGGAAUAAGAGGAGCCGCACUCAUUCACCUCCCAAGAUCAAGCUCCUUGUUGACCCUCCAAAGCCCCAAGAACCAGUGCCUGUAGAGCCCAAGGAAGAAGAGGAAGUGCCUCUGGAUUUUGAUCCAUCAAAAGUAGAUAAGGAGGAGACAGAGAAACGUCUUGAAGCUGAAAUGCAGAAGAGACGGGAGCGAAUUGAAAAGUGGAGAGCAGAAAAGAAGAAAAGGGAGCUAGAGGCGGCAAAAAAGGAGGCUGAGAAGGGUACUUUGGGUGCUACUGUUCCAAAAGUAUCUCUGAAAGCAUGGAGCCUUGAGGAUGAUGAAGAGGAAGAGGAGGGUGAAAAUAAAGAAGGAAAUGGAAAUGUAGAAGAGGAAGAUGAAGUUGAUCCACUGGAUGCAUUCAUGUCGGGUAUUCAAGAAGAGGUUCGCAAGAUCAAUCGUGUCGACAUCCGGGGAGGAAUGAAGAAGGGCACAAAAAUCACUGUUUCAUCAGGAACUAAUGUUGCAGCAGCAGACCCUGGGACUGUGAAGAAACCUGUCAUCAUCAUGGGUGUGGCAAAGAAGGCAAAUGCCAAGAAGAAAGGAGAAUUGAUGGAACAGAACCAGGAUGCUCUUGAAUAUUCCUCUGAGGAGGAGGGAGAGGACCUGAAGGAUACCAUGGCUAGCAUAAAUUCAAAGGGCAAGAAGGAGCUUGGUAAAGUGGAUCACACAGUCAUUGAGUAUGUACCAUUCAGGAAGGAUUUCUAUGUGGAGGUGCCUGAGAUUGCCAAUAUGACUAAGGAGGAAGUGGAUAACUAUAGAGCUGAGCUGGAGGGAAUUAGGAUUAAAGGUCAAGGAUGCCCUAAACCUAUCAAGACUUGGGCUCAGUGUGGAGUCAGCAAAAGAAUAUUAGAUGUUCUCAAAAAGAACAAUUAUGAGAAGCCAACACCCAUCCAAGUGCAGGCAGUCCCUGCCAUCAUGAAGGGUAGAGAUGUAAUAGGCAUUGCUAAGACUGGUUCUGGGAAGACUUUAGCUUUCCUGCUGCCAAUGUUCCGGCAUGUUGUGGACCAGCCACCCCUGGAAGACACAGAUGGACCUAUUGCUGUUAUCAUGACUCCUACAAGGGAACUGUGCAUGCAGAUUGGUAAAGAAUGCAAGAAGUUUGCUAAGAACAACUUGAGGGUGUGCUGUGUGUAUGGCGGUACAGGGAUAUCUGAACAAAUAGCUGAGCUGAAGCGAGGUGCAGAGAUCAUUGUGUGUACUCCGGGACGGAUGAUAGACAUGCUGGCAGCCAAUGGAGGAAGAGUGACUAACCUACGGAGAGUUACCUACGUGGUGCUGGAUGAGGCCGACCGCAUGUUUGACUUGGGGUUUGAGCCUCAGGUUAUGAGGAUAAUUGACAACAUCCAGCCGUCUCGCCAAACUGUGAUGUUCUCAGCAACAUUUCCAAGACAGGUAGAAGCUCUGGCAAAGAAAAUUUUGACGAAGCCUAUCGAGAUAACGGUUGGUGGGCGGUCAGUGGUGUGCAAGGAUGUGACACAGGAGGUGGUGAUUCUUGAUGAAGACCAAAAGUUCCUGAAGCUGUUGGAAGUACUUGGCCAGUUUUAUGAACGAGGACAAACUCUUGUAUUUGUUGACAAGCAAGAGAAUGCAGAUUCUCUAUUUAGGGACCUGUUGAGCCAUUCUUACCGGGCAUUGGUCCUUCAUGGAGGUGUGGACCAGAUAGACCGUGACAGUACCAUCCUGGACUUUAAGGCUGGUCGAGUACCCAUACUGGUAGCCACAUCAGUAGCGGCUCGAGGUCUUGAUGUGAAGCAGCUGAUUUUAGUAGUUAACUUUGAUGCUCCUAAUCACUAUGAGGACUAUGUGCAUCGAUGUGGCCGUACAGGUCGUGCAGGCAACAAAGGCUGGGCUUACACCUUCCUAACACAAGACCAACCUCGCUAUGCUGCUGAAAUUGUCCGAGCUUUGGAGAUUUCUGAUAAUCCCAUUCCACCAGACUUGCAGAAACUUUAUGAUGAAUAUAAACAAAAGUUGGAAGGAGAAGGCAAGAAGGUUAAAACUGGUGGUGGUUUCCAUGGUAAAGGUUUUAAAUUUGAUGAAUCUGAAGCUAAUUUUGCAUCAGAAAAGAAGAAAUUUGAGAAGGCUGCUCUUGGUUUGGCUGACUCUGAUGAUGAAGACAUUGAACAUGACAUUGAUCAACAGAUUGAGAGCAUGUUGAACACAAAGAGGACAGUCAAAGAAAUCAAGGGAAUGGCUAACUCCUCUAGAAGGGAAAACAAUGAAGGAGGGCUCCUGCUUCAGCAACAAGUUCUUUCAGCCUUACACCCACUAAUAUGGCCACUUCAGAUCAACCCCAUGUUGCUGUUCCCCACACCAGCAUGUGCCUACCCCGCACCAGAGGUGUCUUCAUCCUCUGAUGGUUUAGUUGGCAUGCCAUUUGGUGGCCCCUCUGCUUCUGAUAAGUUGGAAUUAGCACGCAAACUGGCACAACGCAUCAACCUUCAACACAACAUUGGCAAGGAGGCUAAGGGUGCCAGUCAGCAGGCAGCAGAGUUCAUCCUUAAAGGUGGAGCUGCCAUGCAACCCACCAUAUCUGCCAAGACAGUAGCAGAGCAGAUGGCUCAGAAAUUAAACAACAAGCUGAAUUAUCAGCCACGUGAUGACCAGGAGGAGGAGGAAGAAACCACAGAGGAAACUCACCAUAAGUAUGAAGAAGAACUUGAAAUUAAUGACUUCCCACAGCAGGCCAGGUGGCGAGUUACCAGCAAAGAAGCACUGGCACAGAUUUCUGAAUAUUCAGAAGCUGGAAUUACUGUCAGAGGAACAUUUUGCCCAGCAGGCAAGAAUCCACCAGAAGGUGAACGCAAGCUGUUCUUGGCUAUUGAAUCUACAUCUGAAUUAGCUGUGUCCAAAGCCAAAGCUGAGAUCAUCCGGUUGAUACGGGAAGAACUUGUUAAGCUACGGACCAGUGCUGGACCUGCCAAGGCACAGGGCCGGUAUAAGGUUCUCUAAAGCCAAAGGCUACAGUAUUGAAGGCACCCAACCUUUUUGUUAUCACUGAUGGAAUGUGUAAGGCAUUUUAUAAGUUAGGCAUUUUGAUGGCUGCACCUGUGGAAGGUCUUUUGAUGUUGGGCAUCCUGUUGUACCAUGCUACUCUGCAUACGCUGGGUUGGCAACUACUAGGAGUUUCAAAAUGAGACUUUUCCUUCAAAAUUAUGUUAUUGUAUUGGUGACUAUAAUCUUAAAACUUGGUUUGUACUUUAAAAAAGGGGCCUCUUAUUUGUCAUUUCUAUAAAAACUGAAUAAAAAAGGUUAUAUUUAGGUUGGCCGAAUUAAGUUUGGAGGUGUCCUGUUACUCUUCCUUGGAUAACUCUAAAACUUAAUAAGACAGAGAGUUCCAGAAUUUUAAAUGAAAGGGAUACAAAUUGAGAUGGUGAAGUGAAAUAUUUUUUUCAGUGAUGGACAGCCUGAGCAUUUUAGAUUUAGAAGAUAAUUGAUUAUUGCUGACAAGAGGGUCAUUGUCAUGAAAAUGAUGUGAAUUGGAUAGGUUAAAGAAGUUUUUAAAUAUUAAACAUGCAUUUUUACAGCCAAUGAAAAAUUAUAGAGAGAUUAAACAUCAGGCACUGAAUUUUUCUUAGAAUUUUUUACUUUUCAGGAUUUUUUUUAGUUUGAUAUUUGUUUUAUUGAUAUGAACAAUAUGCUUCUCAUUAUAUACACAUUAACAGUCAAUUUUGAUAUGUAUGAAAUCCAUGGUGAAUUCCACAAUAAAGAGUUAAGGUAGUAAUAAAUGAAAUAGGUAAUUUACAUUGAUAAACAACUACCACUACUGUGGCUGUUAAAAAAAAAGUUAAUUUUUCUCUACUUGCUUGAUAAAUUUUCAUACUAGGUACUGGAACUUUAAUUUAGUUAUAUGGAUGCCAUUCAAGCCCAGCAUGUUUACAUCCAUGAUGGAAUGAAGAAAGCAAAAUGUAUUUCAGUCUUAGAAAAAUGCUGGUUAUUUGUCACCAAAGACAAUGAAUAUUGACUCUGGAAAUUGAUACAGGUCAUUGUUGCUGUGGUUGUGGAUGAAAAAGAUUCACUUGAGAUACCAAUAAAUUUAUUUGUCCCUGCCUAUUUUUCAUGGGUGCUGGGAGGUUUUAAAUAAAAUGUGCUUCCCAAGCAGUGUGUGCCACCAUGACACAAAAUCAGUGUUUGCUGACUGUAUGUUACUAUUGAUUAUAAAAGACAUCCAUUCAAACACGACAUUAAAAAACCUUACGUUUCAAUGGGAUGAACCCAUUAACAUUACAACAAUUUGCCUAUUCGAAAACGUCUUAUUAUAAAGUCAACACAAAAUAGAGUUGUUUUAAGCCCAGACCACAUGUAUUAAAGUGAGGUACAUCAGGAUGUCUGCACAUGGUGGUACCAUAAUGUAGAGACUCAUUCCACAGAUGUGGGAACAACAGACUACUGAGUCUUGACUCACAUGUACAGCCAAUGCUGUCACCAGAUAAACUUUACAACACAUGGAAAUAUGUGAGUGGUGUGUGGAAGCUUAUUGUUAAAUUUCGGUAAAAUCCCAGCAUUUAGUGACUCAAACAGACAAACACUUGUUUGAGGUAUUAAAGCUCUGUGAGUCAUCAGUUACUCUGUUAUUAAAAGAAAAUUACCUGG